Molecule: messenger RNA, 3072 nt
Organism: Hipposideros armiger (great roundleaf bat)
Lineage: Eukaryota; Metazoa; Chordata; Mammalia; Chiroptera; Hipposideridae
Gene: SPATS2
Product: spermatogenesis associated serine rich 2
Exons: 12
Coding region: 596-2143 (515 amino acids)
Cellular component (GO): cytoplasm
Source: RefSeq, a predicted model, not a curated record
AGCACGAGCCCCGGCGGUGUCGGUGUGGACGGGCUGGCGCUCCGGCCCCCGGCCGCGGCAGCGAUUCCCAGCCCUCGGGCCGGCGGAGAAGGGAAGCGGGGUUAAGGGCGGUGGGGGCGGGGCGGCGUCCAGCUCUGGGAGAGCUGUGGGAGGAGCGCAGCGGCGACGGCGGCGGCGGCUCUAGAAGACCAAAAGGAGGCGGCGGAGCUUCUUUCCUCUUCUCAGACCCCGGAGCGUCCGGGACGCAGAGCCCGGAACUGGAGGGACGCGGCGACUGCGGGGGCCCGGCGUAGGUGCUGAACUCACCGUGUUGCAUACAUAUUAUCUUAUAAGAUCUUCAAACAGCCCUUUUAAGAAUCUCCAUGGAAAAAGAGUCAUGAAUGUCUGCAAUGAUAUUUCCUGACAUGAAGUUGAUAGAGAAGAAAAGGAGAUCACCAGCUAGAGAGCAGAAUUUCGAAUAACCAGGAUUUUGUAUUUGUUACCUCCAACUAUAGACUUCUCUUGCCUACCUUUACAUCAGAGAUAACUGCAGUCAGAAUCCAGACAAGGCAAAGGAUAUUUUUCUUCUUUAUCUUUCGAGAUCAAAGAAACUGCAAUGUCUAGGAAACAAAACCAGAAGGAUUCAUCAGGAUUCAUUUUUGAUUUGCAGUCUAAUACUGUACUGGCCCAGGGAGGAGCUUUUGAGAACAUGAAAGAGAAGAUAAAUGCAGUGCGUGCAAUAGUUCCCAAUAAGAGCAACAAUGAAAUCAUCCUGGUUUUGCAGCACUUUGAUAAUUGUGUGGACAAAACAGUACAAGCAUUUAUGGAAGGUAAUUCUAGCUCAGGUUUUUGUAAGUUUGUAUUUGUUCAAAAAGAAAUUAACAAAAAGAAGAAAAGCAAACCAAAACCUGCAGCAGAAACAAGUAACAGUAUCCCAGAUUCCAGUAAAUCGGUUUCCAUUCAAGAGGAGCAAUCUUUACCUUCUUCAGAGAAAGGUGGUAUUAAUGGUUACCAUGUCAACGGUGCCAUCAAUGAUGCUGAGUCUGUGGACUCACUCAGUGAAGGUGUCGAGACACUUUCAGUAGAUGCCAGAGAAUUAGAGGAUCCUGAGUCUGCCAUGCCAGUUAUGUUGGACAGAGCAGGUGAGUUCAUUAACAGGUCUUUGAAAAGUUGCAUUCUAUUGAAAAUUACAGAGGCUGCCUGGUUGAGAAAGCAAUCAAUUAAAUCUAGUUCCAAUAUUGAAAAAUCUGUGAAAGACCUCCAGCGCUGCACAGUGUCUCUUGCACGGUAUCGAGUUGUAGUUAAAGAAGAGAUGGAUGCUUCCAUUAAGAAAAUGAAACAAGCUUUUGCUGAAUUGCAGAGCUGUUUAAUGGAUCGAGAAGUGGCAUUGCUUGCUGAAAUGGACAAAGUGAAAGCUGAAGCAAUGGAAAUUUUGCUCAGCCGACAAAAGAAAGCCGAACUUCUAAAGAAGAUGACUGAUGUGGCUGUUCGAAUGUCAGAGGAGCAAUUGGUUGAGCUCAGAGCUGAUAUCAAGCACUUUGUUAGUGAACGUAAAUAUGAUGAGGAUCUGGGACGAGUAGCCCGGUUCACGUGUGACAUAGAGACCCUAAAGAAGAACAUUGAUUCCUUUGGACAAGUGUCCCAUCCAAAGAACAGCUAUUCUACCCGGUCUCGAUGUAGCUCAGUUACAUCUGUGUCCUUAAGCAGUUCAUGUGAUGCCUCUGCUGCUUCCUCUUCUACCUGUGCCUCUGCUCCCAGCCUUACAAGUGCUAACAAGAAAAACUCAGCACCUGGAGAGACUCCCGCAGUUAUAGCAAACUCCAGUGGCCGGCCCUACCAGCCUCAUCGAAAGGUAUUGCCAGGGAACAGACGAGGAGGACAAGGCUACAGGCCACACGGCCAAAAGUCCAAUGACCCCACGAACCAAGGGCGACAUGACAGUGUGGGUCAUUACAGAAAUAGCUCAUGGUAUUCAUCUGGUUCCAGGUAUCAGAGUGUGCCGCCCCAGGCACCGGGAAACUCGAGUGAAUGGGGCCAGGCUCACUCUUCAGGGACCAUCGGAACUGGAGCCAGCAUGGAUCCCAGCCCACCCAAGCCCUCAUUCAAAAAGGGGCUCCCCCAGCGCAAACCCAGGACCUCUCAUUCUGAAGCUGUGAACUCUUGAGGGAAAUUUCAGUUGUCCUCUCGCCUCUAUCCCACACAAUUCAACUUGGUAACUGGACUUUAGGAAACUUAUAGUUAGAUUUAAUAACAAAAAGAAGUUUACAUAUAUCACUUUUUAUGCCAUUCUAGAUUUUUUUGGUUUCUUCUCUCCUCAUUUCCUCUUUACCAUUUUUGGAGGGGAAGCUGUUUUUUUCCCUUGACCUUUCCCAUUGAUAUCGAUUGAUUCUGAUUGGUCAUUUCUACCAGGAAUCAUAGGCAACCGUUGCCAGAUUUCCCUAGGGGGAGCAGUUUUCUUCCCAGGGCAGCAGGCUGUUCAGUUGUCUGAAGAGGCUUCUUCUGCACCCCCCUACUGCUCAGGCUCUCAGAAGGAGAUGGAUCAGAGCUAGCCCUGUUGCCUUUUCAGGCAGAAGCCACACAUGCCUGUCAGGCUCCCUCUAAAGGGUGUAACCAGGAGAGGCAAUGAGAGGAUUAUGUGCUGUACUGAAUUAGCCAGAGAAGGGGAAAUUUAGUUGGUGAAAAGGAAAGAACACUAGAAAAUAUUUGAUAAUCUGCCUUUCCUCCUAGAAUGCGCCUGAGAUUGACACUCAGGUCAGGGUUUCAGUCUCCUGCUUGGCACCAUAGCUUAACCUGCUGUUUCUUCAAAAUGCCCAAAGCCUUGUUUCCUAUUACCUUAGACUGCAAACCAGUCCAGGGAAGUCCUUGGGAAAGUAGCAUUUAAUUAAAGUUUUAAAAAGGGGGAAGGGCAGGGGAAGUAUUUCUUUGUUUCAGUGUUUGAAGAUUUUUGUUGUUGUUCUUCCUUUUUCCUGAAUCCUAGUCCGAUCCUGAACCAAAUUUAUAGCAAUAUAAUUAGUGUUAAUCUGUUACCCAUCCAAAAAUUGCUGCAAUCUUUAUAGUUGAAUAAAUAAAAACAACUGCAUAAAUGUUUCCACA